This is a messenger RNA of Aphanomyces astaci, 1592 nucleotides long. RefSeq lists its product as hypothetical. The transcript has 6 exons. Bases 21 to 1439 code for a protein of 472 amino acids. The record is from RefSeq and is a predicted model, not a curated record. NCBI's taxonomy places the organism in Eukaryota, Oomycota, Saprolegniomycetes, Saprolegniales, Verrucalvaceae. Gene Ontology annotation, molecular function: ATP binding; ATP hydrolysis activity.
CAGAAACGAACCAAGGCGACAUGCGAGCAACGGCCAUAUGGACGUCUGUACCACCGCGGCGGCAGCGUCGGCGAAGAUGGAGCACGAAAUUGGGGCUACUCAUGGUGUUUCUAGUUGCCAGCAGCUUCAUGCAGGUGGCAUGCGCUGCAGAUUCGGAAGGCACGUCACCCAACAACCAAGACGAGCCGACGUCGUCGUGGGACGACAUCUCCGACAAGCUCAAGGUGGCGACCGCCAAGGGUCUGUCGAAGCUAUCCUGGGGUUUGGAAUGGCUGGGUUACAAGAGUGGGUUUGGCGAGCAGUGCACAUUUGUCGAGCAUCCGUCGUUGGCCGUGCGCAAACACCUCCAGGCUAACUUGAAAGCCCAAGAUCGCGCUGUGGACGUGCUGGUCGCGUCCAUUGAAGCAUGGGAGUUCUCGCGGACGCAUGCCAAGGACCACGCGCCGCUGGUGCUCGCGCUCACUGGCCCCACCGGCACGGGCAAAACCGAGUCGUCAAACUUACUCGCGGAAGCGCUGUUUAAAUGGACAAAGCGCCUCGACCAUAGCGACAAGGACUCGCCGUCGGGGCUGUUGGUAUUCCGGGGCGAAGACUUUAGCGACAACUACACCAACCCUGUGAGCCAGUACCAAGAGCAAAUCAAGUCCAGGCUAGCCGAGCACCUGUUUCGCUGCUCGGGCAAGGCGUUGGUCGUGUUUGAUGAAGUGCAAAAGGUGAUUCCACAUACAUUGGAUGUACUCACCAGUGCCAUGAGCUCCAACGCCCACCUGACAUACCACCGCGGGGGCGUCGAGCGGCGCAUCGAUACAGCGGACGUGGUGUUCCUUCUCAUCUCGGAUAUUGGGGUCGCCAAGAUGGAGCAGCUGCUCAUCCAGUACGACGAUCGCCGCCACGUACCCGCGACGCAGCUCGAGAACGACGUCAAGCGGGCGCUGGACGCGCAGUGGACGCGCCUCCAGUUCGGCAAGAUGGUGCGGCAGGUGGUGCCCUUCUUGCCCUUCGAACCGCAGCAUAUUGUGCUUGUGAUUCAGGCCAAACUGGACCAGCUGAGCGAGUACUACCAGGGCGUGUACUGGAAAUCGCUCGCCUUCGACCCAGCACUAGCCCCCCACCUCUCGACACUCGAGUCGAUGCUGUACAUUGAACGGCGGGCGGUUGUUCGAGGUGUCGACGUGCGCAAAGUGUUUGCCAAGUACGGCGCCCGAAACGUUGAGACCGGCCCGCUGCAGCAGCUCAAGUCCAAACUCAUGCGAUAUGCGCGUCCAUGGAACCCAGAGGCCCAGUUUACCGUGCGUUUGAUGCCAGAUGAACGCACGAUUGAGAUCGUGGCAUGUGUGGAGGCCAGGGCCAACGACCAAGACAAGGCAGACGAAGAUGGAGGAGGAGGUGCGAUCGCCACACUGUCGUGUGUGUCGAGGUGGCAAGGCGAGUUUACAUGAUGGCAAAGCCUCACCGAUGUAGCUAGCUAGCUGCCUGCGCUCUGGUAGCAAGACUGGGCUUGUGUGUAAAUACAGUACCCGUUGAGAGCAUACUUAUUGGGCCAGUCACCCACCAGCGCAACUUGGAAAUAACCCAAUACAGUACAGUAGUAC